Messenger RNA from Gossypium arboreum, 2420 nucleotides. RefSeq lists its product as uncharacterized. Lineage: Eukaryota; Viridiplantae; Streptophyta; Magnoliopsida; Malvales; Malvaceae. The record is from RefSeq and is a predicted model, not a curated record. The coding region runs from base 178 to 918 and encodes 246 amino acids. The transcript has 7 exons.
CUAGCUUUUUUGGGUCACUUCAUUAGAAGAAAAAACAACAGCCAUAGUAUCCAAUGACCCACUUGCAUUCUUCUAUAAUUAGACCCCCUCCAAUGGAUAUUCUUCAGCAAGCAGGCGACCGUUUCUCUCCUCUAACAAUAGAUCUGCGCAAGAUGAGCAACGGUGACAGUCAUUGGAAUGACGAAGAUUGGAGACUCAAUAUCGUGCAAGAUGAGCAACGGUUACACUUUUUGGAAUCACGAAGAUUGGAGUCUCAAUAUCGCUGAUCCGAUAUUCGAAGUCGCGAAGGAACCACCAUUGUUGCUCGAGAAUUUCAACUCGUCGAGCUCGGUGUUGAGUGAAAGUAAAAAAAGAAAGCGGAAUUUAGAUCCCGGUAACUCACAAGAAGCUAAUGGAAAAGUCACGAAGAAACAACACCGGUGUCCAGGAACCUUUUAUACCGGUGAACCAUCAACCUCCCGGCAACAAGAACGUUUUAAAGGGAAAACCGUGGCGGGAAGGGCGAAGGUUUACAAGGAUCGAAUUAGCAGGCGGAUAAAAAACGACACGAAAGCAGACAAGGAUGUUAUUAUAUGGAUAGUUUGUAAAAUGAUGGCCAUUAAUGCCUCUCAUCUCUUACCACGAGUUCUCGGCUCCCUCGAGCAAAUCAAUACGCAAUGGCCAAUUCGACCUGACCUCCAACACAUAAAGCAAAAGAUUCAAGAAAUCGAGAGCAACUACAAGGACGACAGUUUAACCGACGAGGCAAACCGAAGAUUAGUUGAAGUAGGAGUUGAGUUGGAGAGAUUAGAUCAAGAACGGCUAAAGGAUUCAACAAAAGCAGGGAACCUUGAUGCAGUCUUCACGGAUUUUAGCAUGGAAAUUCUACAAAAGAGGUACGAUAGAUAUACAUGCAUACAUAUAUAUGUGCAUGGAUAGAUUGCAUAUGAUUCAUGUUUUAAAUACAAUGCAUAUUAUAUGAUAAAACACGUAUAAAUGUAAAAUUAAAAUUCAUGUAAAUAUCAUAUUAAAUCUCAAUUAAGUUAUAUGUAAUCAUAUACACAUCACUCUUAUAAAUUAUAACUUCUUAUUUUUUAUUGUUCUAGCUUUCUUCAGCAUGUCUGUGGCUGAUGUCGAAGAAACUACAGCAACUAAUCAUCUUAUUAUUGUUGAUGAAGAUCACGUUCAACAUCAUGGAAGUUUGCUAGCUCCUUAAGUGUUAUACUCUAAUUUUAGUCAUCUGAAAAGCCAACCUUAUGACAAAAGACAACUGGUAUGCCACCUUCAUAUCAACUACGACCGCGGCUCGCCACACCAUUGAGCACACUUUCAUCAUGAGCUGCCUCCGGUAAAAGUGCCUAGUAUUCAACGGUGAUGAAACAGUUUUUGAUUGUCAAGCCACCCUUGAUUGUCACGUCAUCAGUCUACAGGAUUACAUCACCGCCUCGACAAGGAGACAGGAUAUGACCCUACCGCCAACAAGAUGCUUACAUAUGGCAUCUCCUAUGUCUCAUAUAUAAGCUUCCUCACCUAGUAGGGGGGGUGGGACGAUUCUCAGUCCCUCUCUCUCUUUUCUCUCUUAUUAUCCUUCAUCACCUUAUCACAACAACUCUCCACUUUUCAAGGGUGAAGCACCAUUCACUUCUGUCAACUCUUCCCCUUCAACAACAAAUUGUGUUAUUUAAUUUUCCUGUUUCUCUAAUCCUGCAUAGACUUCUGCAUUUAAAACACUUUCUUCAACAUGGCCAUGGCUUUUUAGUGCUGUUCAAGAUCAAGAUCAUGGAAGUUUAUUUACUUGUGAGGAGUUGCAGUACUCUACUGUUAGUGAAUUAGAAAACGAACUUUAUGACAAGGACAACAAGAAAGUGGAUGUUACCGACUUCCAUGGCUUAGAACAAGCAUUGAACAACAUUCUCUGUUUUGAAACACCGGACUACCUCAAUCCUGUUGCGACCCGAAUCCAAAAUGUUCGUGGAACAGAUACCGAUUUUUGCUAUCACAAUAUUCAAGUUCUAGUUUGUGCCGCAAUCAAAGAGAUGGAAGAGGUAUCAAUUAAGGAAUUAAACUGGCACACAUUGAAAAAAUGGGCAGCGACACUCAAUCAGGCUAAGGGACUUGAUUUUGAAGUGGGAUUUGCUAACAAUCUGUUGCAGAAGAAUCUGUGUUCCUACUUUUGUCACUCGAGGAAUUUUGGACGAAACUGAAAAAGAAAAAACAGGGUUUGGGAAAUCAAAGGUGGCUGCUGAGCUGUCAUGUUUUGCAGUUGCAGUUGCAGUUGCAGCAAAAUCUUUGGUAAGUCACCACUAGAGUUGAGCUUUCUUGUUUUUGAGCGUUUUAUAUUUACUUUUCUCUAAGACUAUGGUUUCUGGUAUGAAAUCGUGUGUUUGUAUUGUGUUUUGCAUUUUUAUAUUUUCUGAUAAAUUGAUAUAUAUUUUUGAUAA